AUGGAUUCAUCCAAAGAUAGAAUGGAAGACUUGGCUUCGUUGUUUUUACCAGAUAUCAUGAACCCUUCCAAUGUCACAUCUCCACAAUCUGGUGCCUCGAGAAUCUUGAAAAAUGAGGAGUACGAUAUGAAUUCUAAUUUCUCAACCUCAAAAAGUGAUCUCAAUAGUAACACAAACAAUGACAAUAACAGUUCCAAUUCAUCACAACCAAGUAGUUUCCAAGACUUCCUUAAUAAUAACAAUUUCAUAAAUAGACAGCCUGAUCUAGAUCAAUCAGUUCACCAACAAUCACAGGUACAACAAUCACAGCUGCAACAGUUCCCCCACACAAGUCAUUAUUCAUCAUUUAAUACUUAUGAUCCAGGAUUAUCUCAACAUUUAUUUAACUACAACCCAAACUUGCAACUGGUUUAUCAACAACAAGGCUUAUCAUCACAGCAACAAUCUAAUGCAUUCCAGAGAUCAAACUCAUAUUUGAACAAGUUCCCUACAGAUUACGAUGAAUGGCUUGCGAGUGCUGGUAAUAGUGUUGCAAAUUUGAAUAGUCUAUAUCAACAACAACAGCAACAACAUCAACAGCAGCAGCAGCAACAACAAUUUUUUCAACUGCAAAUACUACAGCUGCAGCAAAUUCAACCUUUACAUCCAAUAAAGUCACAAACUCCAGAACUACAAUCAUCUGUUGAUCCAAGAAGUGGUUCAUCAACUCCAAAGAGAAAGAAAGCAAAGGGUAGAAAGCGUGACAUGAAGAAUCUUGAAGUUGAGAUUGAUUACAAGACUACAAAGUUGAAGAGAUUGCUUGAUUUCAAACAAUCUGGAUCUACUUCUUCCAAUGAUUACAAGAUUAUUGAUAAGAAUAAUAAUGAGAUUUGUAUUGACUUUAAUGGGUUUUUGAAUGGAAGAUUUUUGACUAAUGAUAUUGACAAUAAUAAUUAUAUUUUCACCAAGAAUGAAUUACAAAGAAAUGAAGAUGAUCCACCAAGGGUCACCAACAAGAAGGAAGACCCUCAGGUCGUAUCUUGCUAUAGACGAAACUAUAUUCAAAUAUCCAUCAAUAUGAACAUACACGGGUUUAAAGACGACUCCAAGCUAUUGAAACUUCAAACUAGUGAAUAUGGUUAUACAACAACAAGAGUCAUCAAGUAUUUCAAGAUUGAAGUAUUGGCUGCUACUAAUAUCUCCAACAACAAGAAUGUUCCUAUAAUAAUCAAGAACGACCCCAAGGAUCUAGAGAAAGAAAAGGAAAAGGAGGCUAAAAAGCAACAAUUUCAUGCCAGUUAUGAACACAAAGAUGAUUUGGUUCAACCUACAUUUAUCAACACCCAUGAGCAUGUCAUAAUCCUAAAUAAUGAAACCAUUGAGAAUGGCGGAAUUGACAAAUACUUUGUUGUCAAAAAGCUACAAUUCAAGAAUGCUACUCCAAACAACGGUAAUUUGACAUUCCAGAAUUACUACCACUUGAAAGCAAAGUUGAGUUGUAUUGUGGCUGAUAUCUACUACGAUGAUUAUGAUAUUGAUGUUGAUACUGAAGGUAAUAACAACAAUGAAAUUUUGUUGGCUGAAUUGGUUAGUGAACCAAUCAUUGUUCGUGGUCGUAAUCCAAGUUUCUAUGCUGAAAGAAACGAUAUUUUAAUUAAAGGUAGAUCUGCUACAUCCAAAAGAGCAUUUAGGAUUGCUGCACAAGCUUCACUUGAUCGCAAACUACAUGUUGAUGACGAUGAUGGUAGUGGUAGUGCUGGCGGUCAAGAGUAUGUUCAUGGUGGUGAUGAUUAUAUGGAUCAUGAAGAUCAGGAUGAUGGUGGUGAUGAUGAUGGGAACUCUACAAAUAUCAAUCAGAUGAACAAUAGCGGCGACGAUGAAGAUGAUGGCGGUGCUACUGGUAGUACCGGUGGUGGUGUUGGUAACUCGGGAUAUGAAGGUUCAAAUAGUGGACAAGGAAUGCUGUUACAAUCUAAUGAAAAUAUGGACGAAAAUUCACCCAUAUCUACUGCAAAUGGUGAAGAGAGAUAUAGCUCCGAAGCUCCUCCAUUAUCGUAUUCUACAAAUCAAUUGGCGAUGGAUGUCAAAUCAGUUGAUAAGUACAAAUACUAUCCAAUUAAUAAUGUCUACUAUUUACCUCCAAUCAAUGUGGUUUAUUUCCCACAUAGAGCUCAUCAUCAAUCACAAAGAGAAGAUCAAGAUCAACCACCUAUUAUAUCUGAUUCUAGAAAGAGUUCAAACGUUUAUUUCAAGUAA
Messenger RNA from Candida tropicalis MYA-3404, 2235 nucleotides. RefSeq names its product Rep1p (gene REP1). Gene Ontology annotation, molecular function: DNA-binding transcription factor activity; DNA binding. The transcript has a single exon. Gene Ontology annotation, biological process: meiotic cell cycle; positive regulation of transcription by RNA polymerase II. Gene Ontology annotation, cellular component: nuclear chromosome. The record is from RefSeq and is a predicted model, not a curated record. NCBI's taxonomy places the organism in Eukaryota, Fungi, Ascomycota, Pichiomycetes, Serinales, Debaryomycetaceae. The coding region runs from base 1 to 2235 and encodes 744 amino acids.